AUGGUCCUUAAGCUUGAUUUUGAAAAGGCGUAUGACUCGGCGAGCUGGAGUUUUCUACGCCAAGUUUUGUUGGCCAAGGGCUUCGAUGGUUUGGUGGUUCACCGCCUGAUGCAACUUGUCACUGGUGGCCACACGGUGGUGGCUGUCAAUGGCCAGACCACUGCUGGUCACAUCUCGCCUGUUAGCUCCCACCUUAUUCGUAAUGGCAUCUCUCACCUACAGUAUGCGGAUGACACCAUCAUUAUGGUUGAACUUAAUGAUAACUCCAUCACGAAUCUGAAAUUUCUUCUUCUCUGCUUUGAAGCUCUGUCGGGCCUUAAAAUCAACUUCUCUAAGAGCGAGGUCAUUAUGACUGGGUAUCCAUCCAUCUAUCUCCUCAUACCACAAUCCAUCCAUCCACCUAUCCAUUCCCCACCGCAAACCCCUAUCUAUCUCCACCCCUCCCCCUUCCAUAUCGCCACCGCCGCCACCUCCUCAUCAGCUCCACCGGUGAGCCCUUCCUCACCGCAUCCAUGGCCUCCCCGCGCCCUUCCUCACUACAUCGCCACCCAGACCCCCUCCCUUCCCCACCGUAUCGCCACCCCAAGCCAUCUCCCUUCCCUAACCCUACACCCGUACCUCAACCUGCGCCUCAACCCGUCGGAUCCCCCUUCUCCGUGGCGGCAUGCCUCCUUUCCCGAGUUCGCCAAGGACAGCGUCCGCCUCGUCAAGCACUGCGAUAAGCCUUACCGCAAGGAGAUCACCAAGGUGCCGGCGCAGACGACGAUCGGGUUCGUCGUCAUGGGAUUCGCUGGCUUCUUCGUCAAACUCAUCUUCAUCCCCAUCAACAACAUCAUCAUCGAGCAUAGCUUCUCUGAUCUCGUUCGCGUCUCUGAUCUCGUCCACGACCGCGACCGCGACGGAAGCCUCCUCUGCUCGCCGGUGUAUGGAAGCACGAGAAGAGUGAUGGCCAUGAAUACUAUGGUCUCCUUGUUAGCGAGUCAGCCAGGAAAUAUGCCAUAGUCAAAGAGCUUGAUAGCCCUGUUACUUUGAAGGAUGUGACAGUUGUCCUGCAGUUCGAAAUGAGGCUUCAGAAUGGCCUCGAGUGUGGAGAUGGAGUAGGAGGAUGAGCAGCAUCAACAAAUGAGCCUGACGGUGAAGAAGCACCUGAUGACCAGAACUCGUUCAAGUGCUCUUUAGUCCUUCCAAAACAAGGAGCUCUAGGCCUAAUUUUUUUUGGAGUGUGAAACCGAGAAGCCAAGCGCGAAUCAGUGAAGCCCUACUUAGCAAAGCGUUUUUGGUUCUGUAGUAGACUGUAAAUUGUAAUACCGUAACAGAUUGUAAAAGACUAAUGUAGUGUUAUUUGAUGAAUUAUAUUUGUCCCGUCCUAUUUGAAAUAGUGAUUAUGUUAAAAAGA
Triticum urartu is the source of this 1396-nucleotide messenger RNA. The record is from RefSeq and is a predicted model, not a curated record. NCBI's taxonomy places the organism in Eukaryota, Viridiplantae, Streptophyta, Magnoliopsida, Poales, Poaceae.